AUGAAGUGCCUGGUCACCGGCGGCAACGUGAAGGUGCUCGGCAAGGCCGUCCACUCCCUCUCCCGGGUCGGGGAAGAGCUGUACCUGGAGCCGCUGGAGGACGGGCUCUCUCUCCGGACCGUGAACUCCUCCCGCUCUGCCUAUGCCUGCUUCCUCUUUGCCCCACUCUUCUUCCAGCUGUACCAGGCGGCCACCCCUGGUCAGGACCCGCUGCGCUGUAAGAUCCUGAUGAAGUCGUUCCUGUCCGUCUUCCGCUCGCUGGCGAUGCUGGAGAAGACGGUGGAGAAGUGCUGCAUCUCGGUGAACGGCAGGAGCAGCCGCCUGGUGGUGCAGCUGCUCUGCCGAUACGGGGUGAGGAAGACUCACAACCUGUCCCUCCAGGACUGUGAGUCCCUGCAGGCUGUCUUCGACCCCGCCUCGUGCCCCCACCUGCUGCGCGCCCCGGCGAAGGUUCUGGGGGAGGCUGUCCUGCCCUUCCCCCCUGCGCUGGCUGAAGUGACGCUGGGCAUUGGCCAUGGUCACAGGGUCAUCCUGCGAAGCUACCAGGAGGAGGAGGCAGACAGCGCCACCAAGGCCAUGGUGACUGAGAUAAGCAUUGGGCAGGAGGACUUCCAGCAGCUGCAGGCCGAAGAAGGGGUGGCCAUCACCUUCUGCCUCAAAGAAUUCCGGGGGCUCCUGAGCUUCGCGGAGUCAGCGAACUUAUCUCUCAGCAUUCACUUCGAUGCUCCCGGCAGGCCAGCCAUCUUUGCCAUCAAGGACUCUCUGCUGGAUGGCCACUUUGUUCUGGCUACGCUCUCGGAGCCAGCCCCGAACUCCCAGGACCUGCACUUCCCGGAGCCCUGCCGGCCAGCGCCUCCGCGCCAGGCCCACAGCGCCCCCCAGCUGGAUGACUUUGCCAAUGACGACAUCGACUCUUACAUGAUCGCCAUGGAAACCACUGUGGGCACUGAGAGCUCAAGAACGCUCCCCCCCAUCUCCCUCUCACCCGGCCUCCAGCGCCCCUGCAGCUCCGAAGAGGAAGAGGAAGAGGAAGCUGAGCCGAGCACCGUGCCUGGGACCCCCCCACCCAAGAAGUUCCGCUCCCUGUUCUUCGGCUCCAUCCUGGCCCCCACACACUCCCCCCUGGGCCCCAGCCCUGUGCUGGCUGAGGACAGUGAGGGCGAAGGCUGA
This is a messenger RNA of Pipistrellus nathusii (Nathusius's pipistrelle), 1170 nucleotides long. The record is from the annotation of a GenBank genome assembly. Lineage: Eukaryota; Metazoa; Chordata; Mammalia; Chiroptera; Vespertilionidae.